GAGCAUAAAAAUGGUUUGGAAUGAUAACAGCAAACUCAAUUCACUUUUGUCUUCUACCUUCUUAUCAGCCUAAUACAUAUCUUUCUACCACUUCUUGUCCUAAUAAAAUUUCUACAACUUUUUCCAAUAAUUUGUGAGAAAAAAUGAGUAACCAUCAAGAACAUAUAGUAAUGGUUCCAUUUCUUGCAAUUGGCCAUAUGAUUCCUUUCCUAGCCUUAGCCGAAAAAACCCAAGAACGAACUAGCUACAAAAUCACUCUUGUUAGCACCCCUUUGAAUGUCAAAUAUCUUAGUUCGACUAUAGCCAAAGCUUCAAAUAACAUUUCUUUAGUUUCACUUCCUUAUAAUAGUUCUCAACAUGGUUUAUCACCUAAUAUAGAGAACACAGAAGCCUUGCCUUUAAAAGACAUGAUGACAAUUUUCAAGUCUACAUUAUCUCUUAGAGAACCACUCAGGAAAGUGAUCAUAGAGAUUAUUGAAAAAGAUGGUAAGCCUCCACUUUGUGUAGUUUCUGAUACAUUUAUGGGAUUUGCUAGUGAAGUUGCAAGAUCUUGUGGUACUUACAAUGUGAGUUUAACCACUGCUAGUGCUUAUGGGACAGCAGCUUAUUUGUCACUAUGGCUAAAUCUCCCUCACUUAUUAGCCACUCAUGAUGGUGUUUUCAAAAUGCCAGGAUUUGAUGAUUCUUGCUGUUUUUUCAGUGUUGAUCAACUUCAUCAUUUCAUGAAAUCGGCAAAUGGUAAUGACACUUGGUCCAAAGAGUUUAAAUCUUUGCUAUCACCUUCUUUGGAUUGUAUAGGAUUCUUGUGUAAUAGUGUUGAGGAGAUUGAACCUAAGGGGGUUAAAGCAAUCAAGAAUCUUACUAAACUUCCUGUUUGGUGCAUUGGACCUUUGCUUCCUCAAUGUAUGCUCAAGAAAGGCGAAAAAGAUCAAAUCUUUGAACCAAGAAUUGGAAAAGAAUAUGGAUUGUCACCAGAAGAAUGCAUAGAAUGGUUAAACAAACACCCUCAAAGAUCUGUUGUUUACAUAUCUUUUGGUUCACAAAACACUAUUAGCACUUCUCAAAUGAUGGCAUUGGCUUUGGGGUUGGAAGAUAGUGAAAGGCCAUUCAUUUGGGUGGUUAGGCCACCUAUUGGAUUUGACAUAAAAGGUGAGUUUAGACCUGAAUGGUUACCAAAAGGUUUUCAAGAAAGAGUGGAAACUAGCCAACAAGGUCUACUAGUGAAGUCUUGGGCACCACAAUUGCAAAUCUUGAGUCAUCCAUCAACUGGUGCAUUCUUGACUCACUGCGGAUGGAAUUCGGUAUUGGAGAGUUUGAGUCAAGAGGUGCCUAUUAUUAGUUGGCCUUUGGCUAGCGAACAAGCUUUUAAUUCAAAGAUGUUGAUGGAGGAAAUGGGGGUUUGUAUUGAGUUAACUAAAUGGAAUUCAAGUGAUAUUGAAAAAGAGGAGGUGAAGAAAGUGGUAGAUAUUGUUUUGGGUGAAAGUGGAAAAGGGAAAGAAAUGAAUGAAAAGGCUAAUGAAAUUGGGAUGUGUAUUAGAGGUGUUGUUAAAGAAGAGGGGGAUUUCAAAGGUUCUUCUGUUAAAGCAUUGGAUGAUUUCAUAUCUACACUACUUUGUAGAAGAAAUAUGUCAUCUUAACAGGAAAAGAAAUAUUUGGUAAUGCCAACUUUCUGCCUAUGUAGAGACCCACUAGGGAGCUAGGUGGCUCGGGUGGAAGUUAUGAUAGAAUAUGAAACUUGCUUGGUGGGUUCAAUUAAAAGAUAAAGUUGCGUCCUUGCUAUCAGUUAUACCUUUGGGAAUGACGUCAAAACUUGGCUGGAUUGCGAUAGUAUAGUAUCCAUGUAUCAGCCCUGAAGAGGCUACUCAUCUUCGUUAUUCUUCUUUCUCUUAAUAUUAGCUGGUAUUUCAUCAUAAAGACAUAUCUGAAAUGCACCUUCGAGCACUCGUUGGUGAAAAUUGUGUUAAAAAUACAAACCUAACAAAUAAUGGUGGCCAACGUGCAAGUGGUAGUUGAUAUAAUAAUAAAAUAAUUGUGUGGUUAUAUGUUUGUUCAAUAAUAAAA
Molecule: messenger RNA, 2061 nt
Organism: Capsicum annuum
Lineage: Eukaryota; Viridiplantae; Streptophyta; Magnoliopsida; Solanales; Solanaceae
Product: UDP-glycosyltransferase 92A1-like
Exons: 1
Coding region: 144-1637 (497 amino acids)
Molecular function (GO): UDP-glycosyltransferase activity
Source: RefSeq, a predicted model, not a curated record